AUGAGCCGUGACGCCGUCAGCAGGUCUGCCACCGCGCAUGGUAAAUUUCCUCCCAGCACAGUAUUAACCAAGGCGUGCAGAUGGGUGCUGACCAAUGCGUUGGUGACUGCCGCGUCGCGCAGAUGCUCGAAUGUCGUGCCAGACGGCCCGGCCCCCACUCCGUUGUCGCAUCUUCCCAGCAUUUUAGCAAAUUCAGUGUGGGUGAUGGUCAACUUUGACCCACGUGUGUCAGGCCAAUCGUCUGUCUCCUCGCUUCGCGGUUUCUUUGCUCUCGCGAUGGUGAUUGCUGGUGCUGACGAGCCGUCGCCAGAGCUCGCUGACUCCUGGUCGGCUGUGGUCGCCAAGCCCCCGUCGGAACCUGAAGGGGCGACCAUGGCGAUGAAGCCCGCUCGCCCUCCAGCUCCGAAGCCCGCGUCAGCAGCCUCUGAAAUGCCUCUUCCCCUCGUACCCGAUGCUCCUGCUGCUGUGGCUGCCCUUGUCCAGUCCGCGCCUGUUGCGGCUCCUCCCCUUCCGGCUGCUGCUCCUGCUCCGCCGGCUGAUUCUUCUGCACCACCGGGACCUGCGCUUGCUGGUGCGGUUGCUGAUCCCCCGAUUCCCGUACCUGGCGCUCCCGUUGCGCCAUCCGUUUCUGCCCCCGCCGAGCCUGCUCCGGAGUCUGCUUUGUCGCCAAAGGCGGAGUCCGCCACCACUGGCGCCCCGGCUCCGCUGGUUUUGCCCGCUGUGGCGCCAGCUGGUGCGCCGGCGGCCUCGGCAGCUCAGCCGCCGCGCCUCCCGUCACCUGACCGUCGACUGUCUCGGCCUCACUCCCCUGCGCCCCAGCAGGAGCGUAGGUCGUCUUGCCGCCGGCGUGACUCACCGCGGCGUUACCAGCAGCAGGCGCACUGGCCUGCGCACCCUGGCGGCCAGGGGGACUGGAGGGGUCCCCGCGGGCGCGGCGGUGGUGGGGGGUAUCGUCCGCCUGUGACGAUGGCGGAUCUUCAGCGGGAAGUGUCAAGGGCUGUUCGUGAGGAGAGGGCAGCGCAGAGCCAGAGUAGUUCGCUGCGCGCAUCGCCAGCCCACGAGGCUCCUCGUUCGGCUGCGCUCCCCCCGAAUCUGCAGCCGGUUGCCGCGCCUCCCCCUCAGAUCCAAGCGCCGCCAGCUCCUUCUCCCGCGGUAACGGCACCUGCUCCUGGCUCUCAUCUUCAUCUGCCGCCUGUUCCGCCCGUUGCGGGAGUGGAAUUUGUAGCCGCUGGUGGCGGUUCGUUGGCGGCACCGUUUGCUCUCCCAGUUGGUGCAGACGAGCCGUUCCAGUUCCUGGCGGAGGCACUCCAGCCUCCGCAGACACGUGUUCCCGAGGCGACCCUCGGACAGCUCCACCGCCUUGCUGACAGUCUCCACGCGCUGUUGCUGAUUCAGGUGCUGGCCCACUCGUCUCUCCCUGUGAUCCCUCCUGAGACCUUCCGUGCUCGCCAACGUGACCCUUGCCUGGACGCGGCGGACCAGCUCGCGGUGCUGCUGGCGCCCGUGUUGGCUGCACCCGCGGAGGGUGGCGCUGCUGCUGCGGGACAGCUUGACGAAGCCGUCCGGGGCUUGAGGAGACACCUGCGCGCAGGAUCAGGAGCCGCGGCGAUCGGCGCAAGCACGCUAGUGGUCCGGGAGCUGUGGCGCUCCCUGACAGGCGUUCUCCGCGCCCUUGGGGCUCACCGCAUGUAG
Messenger RNA from Closterium sp. Naga37s-1, 1692 nucleotides. Lineage: Eukaryota; Viridiplantae; Streptophyta; Zygnematophyceae; Desmidiales; Closteriaceae. The record is from the annotation of a GenBank genome assembly.